AUGGCUAAGCGAACAAAGAAAGUUGGCAUAGUAGGAAAGUAUGGUACUCGCUAUGGUGCCUCUCUCAGGAAAACUGUUAAAAAAAUGGAGGUUACACAGCAUUCCAAAUAUACUUGUACAUUUUGCGGAAAAGAAUCCAUGAAACGAACAUGUGUUGGUAUCUGGAAGUGCUCAAAAUGCAAUAAAAUUGUCGCUGGUGGUGCAUAUGUAUACAGCACAACAGCAGCAGCAACCGUAAGAAGUACAAUUAGGCGUUUGCGCGAGGCGAAGGAAUGA
Thelazia callipaeda (thelaziosis nematode) is the source of this 276-nucleotide messenger RNA. The record is from the annotation of a GenBank genome assembly. NCBI's taxonomy places the organism in Eukaryota, Metazoa, Nematoda, Chromadorea, Rhabditida, Thelaziidae.